AUGCGGAAGCUUGAUAAUUUCUUGUAUAGGAGCCUAAAUUCACAGCACAACACCCGAAACCGAUUAGGAAUUUUAUCUAUAGAGAAACAACCUUCAAACUCCCGAGAGUUACAGUGUGUAGGAAGACUAGAAAUUGCACGCCCUAAAACAGUCGGUUCUGUCCCAACCGAUAAAGCAUUCCAUGAUUUCAAUGCUUCCGAACUUCUUCCCUCAGCUGAAAGGGUUAGAGCUCCAAGGUAUCAGAUGAUUCCUAUCGAGACUGAUCUCAACACUUUGCCACUGCUUUCGAGUAUUCCAGAUAAGGUACUCCCAUUAGUGGCUACCCAAUCAAGGACGCGUGCAGAUUUAUUAUGGGAAAGUGGCACACACACCUCAAAUCUUGCAAGGAAAGGUGAAGCUCUUGCUGUAUCAAGUCUGGUGGAGUAUGGAGAGGAGAUCGAUAUCAUUGCCCCAACAGAUAUUCUGAAGCAAAGCUUUAAGAUUCCUUACUCCAAGGCUCGAUUACCAAUUGCAGUACAUCGUGUUGGCAAGACACUAGUUUUAAAUACAGGGCCUGAUAUUGAAGAGGGGGAGAAAUUGAUCAGAAGAAAUAAUAACCCGCCAAAAUGUGCAGAUCAGUCUUUGUUUCUAAAUUUCGCUAUGCACUCAGUUCGCAUGGAGGCAUGUGAUUGUCCACCAACCCAUACACCACCGAAGGAGUGGCAAUGUGAAUCAAGAGAAAGUUCACCUGAAUCUUCUGAUCACCCAAUAAAGGGUAGCACUUCCUAUGAGCAAAGUGGAAGUUCUACCCAGGAAGAACAAUCUAACCCGCGGUGCACAUAUAACGAGCUCAAACAGGCCGACUGUUUUUGGGGAAAAAAGAAGAACAGGAAAAAUAAGGAUCAAGGUGCUGGAAAGGUCUCACAAGUAAACGAAAAGUCGAGGUACUCAGUGCAAGAGUCUGAAAAGUAUAGAAGACCUAGUAAUGACGGAUUCCUAAGUGAAAAGUAUGUCGCAGUUAGCUUGCACUUGUGGGAUGUUUCACGACAGGUCACACCUUUAACAUGGCUAGAGGCAUGGCUUGAUAAUGUCAUGGCUAGUGUACCUGAGUUGGCUAUAGGUUAUCAUCAAGAUGGUCUUGUUCAGGGCUAUGAACUCCUUAAAACAGAUGAUAUAUUUCUCCUAAAGGGCAUAUCUGAGGAUGGUACUCCUGCUAUUCAUCCAAACGUUGUACAACAAAAUGGGCUUUCAGUAUUGAGAUUCCUUGAGGAAAACUGCAAGCAAGAUCCUGGUGCAUAUUGGCUAUACAAAAGUGCAGGAGAAGAUGCUAUCUAACUCUUUGAUCUAUCUGUCAUACCUCAAAACCGACCUGCGGAUGACACUGAUGAUAAUUCUUGCUCUGUGCUAUUUGCAAGUGAGCAUUUGGAGUCCACUAUCCACAAACUCUCCUUUCCAUGUUCUUUUAUCUCACAAAACAACAACCUCCUCACUGCUUCUUAUAGAGUUCAGCCAUGCUCCCCCUACCCAUCUAUUUCCCCAUACAAAAUGCCUGAAGCAACUCAAGUUAAGUCAGGAAGUGGAGAGAAAAGAACCACGUAUGAAAAUAAUCAUCCUUACCACUUAAACAACUCAGACUCACCUGGUAUGACUCUGGUCAACAAUGUUUUCGACAGAAGAGGAUAUCCAGGUUGGAGGAGAUCCAUCCUCUUAUCUUUAUCAGCUAAGAAGAAGCUUGGCUUCAUCAAUGGAACCUGCAGGGCUCCAGAACUGGAAUCUGCAGAUUUUGAACAAUGGAGUUGUGUUAACGACAUGAUCAUAUGUUGGAUAUCAAAUGCACUCUCUAAGGAUAUUGCAGAUAGUGUGAUGAGUUCCAAAACUGCUAAGGAACUUUGGGACAGUCUGGAGCAGAGGUUUGGCAAGUCAAGUGGUGCCAAAAUCUACCACCUGCAAAAGGAAUUAACAAGCUUAAUACAAGGGAAUAGUGACAUUGCAGGUUACUUCACCAAACUUAAGAGACUAUGGAAUGAAUUGGAUGGGAUAAAUGAUGAGAAUCAAAGGGAAGUAUAUGCAAACACAAACUACAUCACUGAUUCUGGAUCAUUUCUGGCAGCAAGUCAAGCAAAACAACAGGACAACAAACUAAUUGCUGAGUUUGCAGCAUUCAUGGCCAGUGGACAGGGAAGGAAUACACAGAGAUUCAAACACCAAGCAAUAAGAGGAACAAACACAUACCAGAGGUAUACCAAUCCAGGUCAGAACCAGAGACAUGAUAAAUCACAGAACAGGUUUAAGGGUAAGAAGAAAUAUGAUCCAAACCUGUCAUGUACUUAUUGUGGGAAAACAGGGCAUGUACAUGAUAAUUGCUACAGACUGCAUGGGUUUCCUGCAGAUUUUGAGUUCACCAACUCAAGAAACUAUCAGCCUCAGAUUAAAGCAAAUGCAACUUUGACUCAGCAAGCAGAUGAAGACAUUAGGAGGACAAAUCCUGAAAUCAGUGAUAGAAAUUUUGAGGAACAGUUCAGCAAGCAGCAGAUUGCAGAGAUGAUGCAAAUGUACAAGCAAAGCAAAUUGACACAAACAGGAAUCAAUGCAAAUGCAGUAGCUGGUACCAUCUUUAAAUACUCAAAUUCUGUGCCCACUAAUCUUAAGCAAAAUACUUGGAUAAUUGAUUCAGGAGCCUCAGAACACAUAUGUUUUGAUCCCAAUUCCUUCUUAUUUCUAAAACCCCUGCCUAUGCCUUUGAACAUUAAUUUACCUAACUCUUUCAAGGACCUUUCAGUGAGGAGUCCUCAAGUUUUUGGUGAAGUUAGAGAAGGACUCUAUUUAUUGGAUUCCAACACUGACAAGUCUAGAAAUAGUUCCAAUGAUGUAUCCCCAGAUCCCAUCCCACAAUCAUUUUCAGUUUUUAAUUCAGUACAUGUUAAUGCUACUCCUAGUGUGAAACUUUGGCAUGUAAGGUUGGGACAUCUUCCAUUUUCAGCAAUGAAACAUUUAAGUUUUCUUCCAUGUGAAUCCACUUCUGAUUUUGUUUGUGACAUAUGUCCUAGAGCUAGGCAAACUAGACAACCCUUUCCUACUAGCAACAUAAAAUCCACACAUAUUUUUGAUCUCAUUCAUAUAGACAUUUGGGGACCCUACAAGUGUAGUACUUACAAUGGUUUCAGGUUCUUUCUCACCAUAGUAGAUGACUACAGUAGAGGGACAUGGACAUUCUUACUAAGAACUAAAAGUAAUGCAUUUCCUGUACUAAAAAGCUUCCUAUCCAUGGUAGAGAGACAAUUCAAUGUCAAGGUUAAAAUGAUCAGAUCUGACAAUGCUUUAGAAUUGGGGAAAGGAACACAGGAAUCAGCAUUUCUUGCUUCUCAAGGAAUCUUACAUCAGUUGUCCUGUGUUGCUACACCUCAACAAAAUGGAACUGUUGAGAGAAAACAUAGACACCUCUUAGAAAUUGCAAGGGGGUUGAUGUUUCAGUCAAAAUUGCCAAUGAUUUACUGGGGAGAAUCUGUUCUAACUGCUACUCAUAUCAUUAAUAGACUACCAUCUAGUGUUCUAAAAGGACAAACACCUUAUGUAGUACUACUUAGACAAGAACCUACCUAUGCCCAUUUGAGGAACUUUAGAUAUUUGUGUUAUGCCUCUACCCUGGGACAAGGGAGAAACAAGUUUGAUGAAAGGGCUACUGCUUGUGUUCUGCUAGGAUACCCUUUACAACAGAAGGGGUAUAAACUGUUAUCUCUUGAUACAAGGAAAGUGUUUGUAUCCAGAGAUGUCAGAUUUCAUGAAUCACAUUUUCCUUUCAACUCAUCUAAUAGCUCCCACAUACCUACUUUUUUGAACUACCCUUCUUCCUCAGAUCAUGAUCCUACUUUCCACAAUCAAUCAGCCCCACAUGUUCAUGAUCCUUUUUACCCAGCUACACUAUCAGUACCUCCACCUAAUACCUCUACCUACAGCCCCCAAUCCGAAUCCACACUACCUCAACAAACAUCUCCACCUACAUCACAAGAUACUCCUGCUCCUGCUCCUAUCACAGAUCUACCAAGAAGAUCUAGCAGGAUGUCUCAUGAACCUGGCUACCUAAACGAUUACAUUUGCAAUGGUGUACUAUUCACUGAUCCAUGGACAACUUGUCUUGCUCACCCUCACAAGCUAAAAGGAUAUGUUUUCUCCUCCCUAUCCCUCCACAAUCAGAAACUAAUCCACUCCCUCUCUACUAUCACUGAGCCUAGUUGCUAUAACCAGGCUUCCCAACAUUCAGCAUGGAGAGAGGCCAUGAACUCCGAACUUCAGGCCUUGGCAACCAAUCACACCUGGGAUGUUGUCCUGCUUCCUAAAGGAAAGAGAGCUUUACCUUGCAAAUGGGUAUACAAGAUAAAGCAUCUCUCAAAUGGAAGAAUUGAACGACUAAAGGCCAGACUAGUAGUGAGGGGGGAUAUACAAAGAGAAGGUAUAGAUUAUGGAGAGACUUUUUCACCUGUUGUGAAGAUGACCACUAUUCGGUGCCUACUUACCAUUGCAGCUAAAAAGAAGUGGUCUGUUUCACAAUUGGAUGUCAACAAUGCAUUCUUGCAUGGUGACCUCCAAGAAGAGGUUUUUAUGAAGUUUCCAGCAGGACUCACACCUCCUACUCCUAACCAUGUCUGUCUUCUGAAGAAAUCACUAUAUGGUUUAAAGCAGGCUUCCCGGCAGUGGUAUGCUCGACUUGCAGGAGUCUUAGCCUUCAAAGGCUAUUCCUCCUCUUUAAACGAUUACUCCCUCUUUUUCAAACAAAAUGGGACACUUACUUCUAUUUUAGCAGUAUAUGUCGACGAUAUUCUCCUCACUGGGAAUGAUUUGUAUGAACUCGACAAUAUCAAAUGCUUUCUCAACACAGAAUUCAGAGUCAAAAACCUAGGACAAAUUCAUCAUUUUCUUGGCAUGGAAAUUUUGAGAGAAGAUCAAGGUUUUAUUGUAAAUCAACGACAGUUUACCAUGGACCUUCUUCAUGAAUUCGAUGUCUCUCAUCUGCCUUCAGUCAAUUCUCCGCUGGAUCCCUCCUUUAAGCUUCGAGAAGACGACAGUCCCCGUUUGGAUAAUCCCACUCUUUAUCGUCACUUGGUUGGCAAGUUGAAUUAUUUGACCAACACUCGCCCAGAUCUAUGCUUUGCUGUUCUUGCUCUGAGUCAAUACAUGCAACGACCCUGUUUGUCUCAUUUCUCGGCUGCCUUACGCGUUUUGCGCUACCUGAGCACAGAUCCAGCUCAAGGCAUCCUACUUUCCUCUGAUCCAUCCUUUUCCUUGCUGGCUUUUUGCGAUGCGGACUGGGCAUCCUGUAAAGAUUCACGCAAAUCAGUCAGUGGUUUUUUUAUUACCCUCGGAGGGGCUCCAAUCUCUUGGAAAUCAAAGAAACAAAUCUCGAUCUCCUUGUCCUCCGCAGAAGCAGAAUACAGGUCCAUGCGUCGUGUUACUGCUGAACUUACUUGGUUAGUUCGUCUUCUUGAAGAUCUUUCUGCUCCGAUUUCUCUUUCGAUUCCGCUACGCUCAGACAGUCAAGCAGCCAUCCACAUAGCUCGAAAUCCGGUUGUACGUGCAUGUGCUCAUGAACAGUUUGCGAGGCUCCUUUUAACGUAUGAUGAUGUGUUAGAUUUGUCAUUUGAAGCACUUCCUAGGGAGUCUGAAGUUACAGGUGCUGAUGCUGAAGAAGAACCAGUAGAAUCUUUGAUUUCAGUUUCUGUAUCAGAUGCCCAUGAUUUCCUGGUUCCUAAAGUUGAACCAGAUAACAAUAUUGAAACAUUGCCGGCUAUUGGAUCUGAUGAUUCUGUGAGGGUAACAUCUGAUGAGGGUCUCUCUUCCCCAAGAGCAAUGACAGCUCCAAGGGGGAGAAAUACAUCCAGUUUCGAAGAUGCGUCAAAUAGCAGAGAGAAUAGCUUUGGAAUGGAUCAAGCUAUGAAGUCUCUUAGAUGGAAACGUCAACUGCAAAGCAACAGAAUGGAUCUGCCGAAUAGUGGUAAAAAUAAGGAUGAGCUGCCUUCAGCACCAAGUUUUUCUGUCUGUGCAUGUGGGGAUACCGACUGUAUUGAAGUUUAUGAUAUUCGAGAAUGGCUUCCGACUUCAAAAUUGGAUGAUAAGUUGUGGAAACUAGCUCUAUUACUUGGAGAAUCAUAUUUGGCGCUUGGACAAGCGUAUAAAGAAGAUGGGCAAUUGAAUCAAGCCUUGAAGGUUGUAGAGUUGGCGUGUUUGGUUUAUGGAUCAAUGCCUCAACAUCGGCAAGACUCAAAAUUUGUUUCUUCCAUGGUCGUUUGUUCAUUACCUAAGGUUGAAAGUGAUGAUAAAAGUGAAAAAGCUGGGUCUUCACUAUCUGAUGAUUGUUUCAUGUAUGAUCAAUCAUCUGACAGCUACCUCUUUUGGGCCAAGGUUUGGACACUAGUUGGGGACGUAUAUGUUCAAUUCCAUUCUACAGAUGGUGAUAAGAUGCCAGUACAAUCAGAGCAAAAGCCUUCAACUAAAGAGUUAAAGAUGUCAUCUGAAGUUUUGAGGGAGGUUGGAAGGCUCAAGAAGAAGCUUGGACAGUCUAGCCAAAACUGCAGCUCAUGUUCCUUAUUAAACUGCAGCUGCCAGAGUGAUAGGGCCAGCAGUGGAAGCAGUGCUAGCAGUAGUAGUAGAGAUUCGCGUUCAAGAAGUUCUGGCAGAAAGCAGAAAAAAAAGUCACAUACCAAAGCAAAUGCCCAUUCUGGAACUUUUGUGGAUAUUCAUCAGAACGGCGAAAGCAGCACAUCAGAGAGUAAGCUCUUGAUGCAUAAAAAAAACAUUGCCAGGAUGGAAAUCUCUAAUAAAUUGAAAGAUAUUUCAGAGGCAAAAAAUUCAGGAGCUACCAGCUCUGAUAGAGAUGACGUGGCUGUAAAACUGGACGGAACUUCAGUGUAUAAAUGUUCUGAAACUUUCAAGGAAGAAACUGAAAGGAAAAGGGGUAUAUUUAAAUAUCUUAGAGGUACUGUAGCUGGAGAUGCUGACAAUCUCUCGAAUGCCUUGAACUGUUAUGAUGAAGCUAGAAAUGCAAUGAUUGGACAUCUUACUAAUUCAGAAGACUUACAAUCUUUAAUUAAAAAGAAAGGAUGGGUGUAUAAUGAAUUAGGCCGUAAGAGGCUGGAAGGGAAAGAGCUGGAUGAAGCUGAAGUUGCUUUUGCUGAUGCAAUAAAUGCAUUUAAAGAAGUAGCUGACCACACUAACAUUGUAUUGAUAAACUGUAAUUUAGGUCAUGGCAGGAGAGCUUUAGCAGAAGAGAUGGUAGCAAAGAUUGAAAAUCUCAAGGAACAUGCAAUCCUCCAUGAUGCAUACAUGCAAGUUCUCCAGAGUGCCAAGAUGGAAUACAGGGAAUCUCUGAGGUUCUAUGGAUCAGCAAAAACAGUUGUAAACCAUGUUACUGAAGAAUCAGAUUUGGAUUCGAGCUACUUGAGAUAUGAAGUAUAUACUCAGUUUGCUCAUACAUAUUUAAGGCUUGGGAUGCUACUGGCCAGAGAAGAUACAUUUGCUGAGGUUUAUGAGAACUGUGUCCUUGAGGAUUCUUUCAACUACUGUGUUAGUAGACCGAAGAUAGACCGUAGAAAGCAUGAGAUUUCAGCUAAUGAUGCCAUUAGAAAGGCUUUAUCUGUCUAUGAGUCACUGGGUGAGUUACGGAAACAGGAAUCUACAUAUGCAUACUUUCAGUUGGCUUGCUACCAAAGGGAUUGCUGCUUGAAAUUUUUGGAGCAAGAUCAAAAGAAAAUUGGUUCUUCCAAGGGAGGAAAUAGCUUUCUUCGUAGAGUAAAGCAAUAUGCUUCUUUGGCUGAGAGGAACUCGAAAUCCUUGGAUUUCUAUGGACCAAAGACACAUUCGUUCAUGCACUUGGUUAUUUUGGUGGAGCGAUCUGGGCUGUUAUUGAAUCUGUCAAAUCUUCUUCACUCUAACGUGUUUUUGGAGUCUGCUCUGUCUUAUAUGCUUGAAGCUGGCCAUGUACCUGGAGACACACUAAGUAAAGACAAUCCUAAGAUUUGUGAUAAAUAUUGGAGCCAGUUGCAGAUGCUAUUGAAGAAGAUGUUGUCUGUAUCACUCUGUCCAACUAGGAAUAAAUCUUCAGCCAACUCUCAGCACAGCACCUCAGGUAAGUCUGCUGAUGCGCUUUACAAGAUGUCUCUGAAGUAUACAGAAUUCAGUCAACUGCAAGUAAUGCAUGAUUUGUGGACAUCUUAA
Molecule: messenger RNA, 8184 nt
Organism: Solanum dulcamara
Lineage: Eukaryota; Viridiplantae; Streptophyta; Magnoliopsida; Solanales; Solanaceae
Biological process (GO): DNA integration; positive regulation of DNA-templated transcription
Molecular function (GO): zinc ion binding; nucleic acid binding; protein binding
Source: RefSeq, a predicted model, not a curated record